This is a messenger RNA of Acanthocheilonema viteae, 1665 nucleotides long. Lineage: Eukaryota; Metazoa; Nematoda; Chromadorea; Rhabditida; Onchocercidae. The record is from the annotation of a GenBank genome assembly.
AUGUGUAAACCCGACGAAAAACCUUUGCCAGAUCCAUCUGUUGUUGGCGUAAUGGAGGCCUUAAAGGCUGCAUAUGAGAGAAAAGUGGUACCAUCUGAAAGACGUUAUUUAUACAGUGAAUUCGACACGCCACCAUUACGUGAUCAAGAAUUUAUGGGUAAACCUACGAUACUAUUACUUGGUCAAUAUUCGGUGGGUAAAACAUCAAUGAUCUCAUAUUUGUUGAAUGGUAAUUAUCCCGGUGCUGAUAUCGGUCCUGAACCAACAACCGAUAUUUUUGCACAUGUGGAUUAUAGCGAGAAACCACAAACGAUAUCCGGUAUAACCUUGGCUUCCGAUAAGACUUAUCAAUUUCAGUCGUUAAAUAUAUUUGGUGAUGUAUUUUUAAACAAGUUGAGAGCUACACGUUUCAAAGCACCACUUUUGAAGUACAUUUCUAUCAUUGAUACACCUGGUAUUCUUACCGGUGAUAAACAGGUAGAAAAUAGAGGUUAUGAUUUUGCGAAAGUUAUCAAAUUUUUAUCCAACAAAGUUGAUUGCAUAUUUUUGCUAUUUGAUGCUAACAAGCUUGAUAUCAGCGAUGAAUACAAACAGGUCAUUCAAAUUUUGGAAGGUAAUGAAGAUAAAAUUAAAAUCAUCCUGAACAAAGCUGAUUGGGUUAGGCCACGCGAACUAGUUCACGUACGUGGUGCACUGAUGUGGGCACUUGGGAAAAUUAUGCGCUGUCCCGAAGUACCGAAAGUUUUCAUUGGUUCAUUCUGGCCAUAUUGGUCUGACAAAAAUAUUCUUUUGCGUGAUGCAAUUAAGGAAGAUUUAGCAGCUGUCGUUAAAGAAAUUGCUGAUUUGCCUAAUUCAUACCAUCGCAGACGUAUCAAUGAUGUCGCAAAACGAGCGAGAAAUAUACGAAUUCAUAGCUAUGUAAUGGAUGAAAUCGUAAGAAGAAAGCUAUUUUUCACCAAAACUCUAACAGCGACCGAUACGGAGACACAACCACACAAAUUGCGUAACGUUUAUAAGGCUUUAGCGUUAAGCCGACGAAUUGUCAUAAAUGAUUUUCCUGAUCCUGAACUGUUCCAUAUUAAAGCUAGGGCGACUAAAGCAAAAGAUUGGGCACGAAUUGAUCACAAAUUAGAAAAGUUACUCAAUUCAUUCAUUGAAAAUGACAUUUCAUUAAUUGCAAAUGCCGCAAUAAAUGAGAAAGAAUGCGAAGUGAAAUUUCGAGUGCCAAAGAAAAUACCGCUUCCUGAGGAUUAUAACAAAUUGGUAAAAAGCAAAAAAUUGCCUCAAUUUCUUGCUGAAAAUUCACAAAAUCAAUCAUCAGAAGAGCAGAAAAAAUUGCCUGAAAGGGAUUCAAAAGAAAAAAGCAUCAAGCAGUUAAAAAAUGAAAAAGUUAGAAGCAAAAGUGCAAAAGAUAAAAAUGGAAAAAGCAAUGAGCGAAGGGAAAAACAUGGUAAAAGAAUGAAAAGCUCCGAGGAAUCAAAUCAAAGAUCAAAAGAACGAAGUGUAAAAAGUGAAAAAGAUUCAAAAAGUGUGCAGAAGGAGAAUUCAUCAGGAAUUAAUAAACAUGAAGAAGGCAUUGAAAUUAAACAAAAAGAUGAAGGCAUUUCACGAUUGAAAAUGCAAGAAAGUGAUGGCGUUGGCAAUCAAAAAGAAACCGGCGAUUGA